Eucalyptus grandis is the source of this 1769-nucleotide messenger RNA. Its product is annotated as flavin-containing monooxygenase FMO GS-OX-like 9. Lineage: Eukaryota; Viridiplantae; Streptophyta; Magnoliopsida; Myrtales; Myrtaceae. The record is from RefSeq and is a predicted model, not a curated record. Gene Ontology annotation, molecular function: NADP binding; N,N-dimethylaniline monooxygenase activity; flavin adenine dinucleotide binding.
UUCAUAUAUUACCCCAAUACUACACCAGAGCACUAAACCAAACUUCCUUCGUCCCCAUAUUGAUAUACUCCUCGUCAACCCCUCACCCAUCACGCGACCAUGGUCUCCGAUAAGCCAGGGAUCCGAUCCAAGCAUGUAUGCGUGAUCGGGGCUGGCCCAUCGGGGCUCGUGGUGGCCCGGGAGUUGCGAAAGGAAGGCCACAGCGUCGUGGUCCUGGAGCAAAACCAUGACAUUGGUGGCCAAUGGCUCUACGAGCCAGACGUGGAAGGCGAGGACCCCUUGGGGAGAGACCCAUUUCUCAAGGUCCACAGUAGCAUGUACGAGUCGCUGCGGCUCUUGUCGGCGAGAGAGAUCAUGGGCUUCAGCGACUUCCCGUUCUUGGUGAAGAGAGAUAGGGACAUGAGGAGGUUCCCUGGGCAUAGGGAGGUUCUGUUGUAUCUUCAAGAUUUUGUAGAGUGGUUUGGGUUGAGAGAGUUGAUCAGAUUCAACAUUAGGGUUGAGCAUGUAGGGAUGGUGGAUUAUGGGGAGUUCGGGAAAGAUUUGAGGUGGGUUGUUAAGAGCAAAGAGAUCAUCACGAAAAGUGACGAUGAUGAUGAGAAAAUGGUGGAGGAGGUCUAUGAUGCUGUGGUGGUGGCGACUGGUCAUUAUUCUCAUCCAAGAAUGCCUUCCAUUAAAGGUAUGGGCACAUGGAAAAUGAAGCAAUUUCAUAGUCACAUUUACAGAGUCCCGGAACCAUACCGCAACGAGGUUGUGGUGGUGGUUGGUAAUUCGUUUAGCGGUCAGGACAUAUCGAUGGAGAUUGCGGGAGUGGCAAGAGAAGUCCAUCUCAGUGCCAAAUCUCUCGACAUCACUGAAGGAUUGUCCAAAGUCCUUGACAAGCAUCACAAUCUCUAUCUUCGCCCUCAAAUAGAUUCACUUGAAGAAGAUGGAACAGUAUUGUUCGUCGAUGGUUCGUCCGUAAUCGCCGACACUAUUUUGUACUGCACUGGGUACUCAUAUUCGUUCCCAUUUCUUGACACCAAAGGGAUUGUGGUGGUGGAUGAUGAUAGAGUGGGACCUCUCUACGAGCACACCUUCCCUCCUUCCCUUGCUCCUUCUCUAUCCUUCGUUGGCAUCCCUAGAAAGAUCAUAGGCUUUCCUUUCUUCGAGUCGCAAGCCAUAUGGAUUGCUCAACUUCUGUCUGGAAAAAGAACGUUGCCCCCAUGGAACGAGAUGAUGCAGUCGAUCAAGGACUUCUACAACUCCACUGAUGCCGCUGGUUUGCCGAAGCACAACACUCAUGACAUAGCAAAUUUCGAGUAUUGUGAGAGAUAUGGGGACCAUGUGGAUUUCCCACAUUUGGAAGAAUGGAGGAAAGAGCUUUGCAUAUCGACACAAAAUCUGGUGGUGAACUUGGAGACGUUCCGCGAUUCAUGGGACGAAGGCGACGAGAAGCUGCUCCAAGAAGCAUUUCAGAGCCCUCACUUCACUCAACUUGGAUCACAAGUCCUAACAUUUCAAUCGCAGUCCGAGCGUCCUUGAUAAUUAAGGCCAAGAAAUCAUGCCUUUUCUCCUUGUCAUUACAGGAUUAUCAUUCAUCAGGGCAAAAUUUUUUGGAGUAUCGGCGAUUGUUUUGUUGCAAGCAGAAUUAUCUGCAAAGAUGCCCUGAUCGAAUAGAAACUACAAAUCUCUGGGGCAUUUCCUUAUUUUUCCGUUUCCAUUUGGGAAUUUUCGAAUAUGUUCAAUUUGUAAUUUAUCAAUAAUUAGUGUCAUAAACAAAAUCAAACAUA